This is a messenger RNA of Paramecium pentaurelia, 1392 nucleotides long. Lineage: Eukaryota; Ciliophora; Oligohymenophorea; Peniculida; Parameciidae. The record is from the annotation of a GenBank genome assembly.
AUGUAAAAUAAAUACAAAAAAGUAUAGGACAUUUAUAUUGAAAUGGAUAAAAAAUGUCUUUUAGAAUAAAAUAAAUAUGAAACAAGAUUAGGUUUAUGUGAGAUUGAUGGACAUAAGAAACAUGCUGUGAUUAAAAUAAUAGGAAAUGAUAAUUAACCUGAAAGUUUAAGAUAAAUAGAGGCCAUUAGAAAUAUGGCUGCUAAAACAUAAAUGUUUAAAGGUAAUCCAUAUAUAAUUGAAUGUUAUUCUCGUUAAAGAACUUAAAAUACUUUUUAUUUUGCUUUCAAAAAAUGUAAAUAAAACAUAAUGUAAGUAACUUUGGAUUUUUAUGAGAUUUUACAUAUGUUAGCAUCUAUGAUAUAAUUAUUAAAAUUAUUCUAAUAGAAAGGUGAAUUUCAUGGAAAUUUGAAACCUACUAAUAUUUUUUAAUAAAAGAAAUUAAAUUCAACAAUUUGUUUCUCUACUACAGAUUUUUUUCCUUAUUAAUAUUCUAAUAGGAUAUUGGAUGAAUAUAUAGAUCCAGAAUUUGAUAAAGAUAGACCUUCAAUUGCACAUGAUAUAUAUUCUUUAGGAAAGGUUUGUAAUUUUGUAAUAAAGAAUAGAAAAUGUCCUUAUUAAAAUCUAAUAAAUCAAAUGAAUUGUAGUAAAUAGGAUAGAAUAAAAUUAGAUUAAUUAGAAUUAUAAGUUGAAUAAAUGAUAGAAAAAUAUGAAUAAAAAAGUUUAAGAAUGGAAUUAAAUUAAAAAGGUAUAACAGAGGAAGUCAUUUAAAAAAUAAUAAUGUAAUAAGUUGAGAAUUAAAAAAAGAAAUAAUUGGAAUAAACUAAAUGGUCAGAUUUUGAAUUAAAUUAAAAUGUAGAUAGAGAUUUUAAUAUAAGAGAUAGAGCAUAAUUUUUAUAUUUAAUGUCAUAAGAAAUUCGUAAUUUAUAAUCAAUAGAUUAAUUCUUAUUGGAUUGUUUAAUUUUAUCUUGUCUUUCAGAAUCAUUCAAUACAUUUUAAGAAUGUUAAAAAAUAACUUAAAAUAAAAAAUUGAAAUAAUUAGUAGAAUCAGAUUUAAUAUAGAUGAACAAAUAUUUAAAUAUCAUUAAUUUGCAAUGUGAAAUAUAUAUUUAAGAUUUAAUUCUAAAAGAAUAUGAUGUUGGAUUUUUUAAAUAAUAUAUCUCUAUUUAUUCAUAACCUAAUCAUUUAUUCAAAAAAGCUCUUAGUUUAGUGAUGGAAGACAUAAUAAAUAAAAAUCUAACAAAAGAAUUGUUAUUAAAUGAUGAAUUAGAUAAAUCAGAUAUAAAGGCAUUAAAUUACAUUUUAGUAUCAAAUUAAAUGAAAUAAGACGUAUGCUAUGAUUAUAAAGGAUUGCAAUAAUAUAUUCAAUCUUAAUUACAAGUAAUAUAAUUAUGA